This is a messenger RNA of Trematomus bernacchii (emerald rockcod), 4744 nucleotides long. It is a transcript of the gene adcy7, whose product is annotated as adenylate cyclase 7. NCBI's taxonomy places the organism in Eukaryota, Metazoa, Chordata, Actinopteri, Perciformes, Nototheniidae. The coding region runs from base 582 to 3917 and encodes 1111 amino acids. The transcript is spliced from 27 exons. Gene Ontology annotation, biological process: intracellular signal transduction; adenylate cyclase-activating G protein-coupled receptor signaling pathway; adenylate cyclase-inhibiting G protein-coupled receptor signaling pathway. Gene Ontology annotation, cellular component: plasma membrane. Gene Ontology annotation, molecular function: adenylate cyclase activity. The record is from RefSeq and is a predicted model, not a curated record.
CUUGACUGGAGGAGGGGCAUCGUCGCAUCGACACUUGUAGCAGCGCGAGGACCACAGUAACCUCCACGCGCUCAUCUGUGUAGGUCUGUCCUCCUUAAAUCCGUCAGGAGUGGAUCUGCCAGCCUCCCCUCUCCAUUACACCCUGAAACCUGGGAUGACCUUUUGUUGCUGCCCUCUCUACCUCCUGUUUUCCUCCUUACCCCUCUCCUCCCCUUUCCUAAACUCCCCUCCUCCUCCUCAUUCUCCUCGGUGUCUCCCAGCCUCGGGUUUAUUACUCUGGACUGAAGGGAGCGACACAGCGGCUUGCAGAGGAUGAAGAGGGUCUGCCUGCCAACUCCAGACAGAGGAUAGAGGGAACAAAAGGAGAGAGAGACACAGAGAGUAACGACUGGUGGACAAGAGAGGCAACGAUUCAAAAUGCCACGACGAAGGAAAAACACUUGAGCGUCAUGAGCUAGCAAGGGGCCCCUAAAACACAUCUUCUUCAACAAACUUCUUGCUGUGGAGACACUCACACACUCUCUCCUGCUCCUGGCGCUCCUUGUUAACACCUGAUAUGCCUCUGUGAGAAAGUGAGAGCCAUGCCAGCCAAAGGGAAAUACCUGCUGAACGACCAGGAGCUGAAAAAUGAGGUGCUGUACCGCAAGUUCUCGUACAUCAGCCAGUACCAGCCGCUGGUGCUGCUGCUGGGCCUCUCCAUGCUCUCCUGUGUCAUCCUCCUCAUCCUCUUCUUCGCCCUGCAACUGAGUCCAUCGGAGCACUGUGCCUUUGUGAGCGUGGUGAGCGGCAGCCUGUGUGUGUUCCUGUGUGUGUUCGUGCUGGUGUGUACGGAGAUGCUGUCGCAGCGAUGGAGGCAUCUGCUGGGUCUCAUCGUCUGGGCCACGCAACUCACCAUGGGCUACACCUUCAUCUUCAGCGGGCCCAUCAUCCUGCCCUGGGACCAGGUGCCUUUCUUCCUCUUCAUCAUCUUCACCGUGUACACCAUGCUGCCCUUCCAGCUGUGGUACGCCGUGGUGCUGAGCGUCGUAUCCUCGCUGUCUCACAUCAUGGUGCUCACUCUGCGCCUCACCGUCUACGAAAAGAAGCCCCCUGAUUACCUCGCCUACCAGCUUCUGUCCAACGCGGUGGUGUUCCUGUGUGGCAACGUGGUGGGAGCCUUCCAUAAAGUCCUGAUGGAGAAGACCCUCCGUCAGACCUUUCAGGACACCCUGAGGUGCCUCAGCAUGCGCAUGAAGCUGGAGAUAGAGAAAAGACAACAGGAGAACUUGCUGCAGUCUGUGCUUCCUGUCUACAUCUCCAUGAAGAUGAAACUUGCCAUCAUGGAGCGCCUGCAGGACUGUAAGGACAAAGAGGAGCAGCAGCGCCUCGUCAAAGACAACAACUUCCACAGUCUGUACGUCAAGAGGCACGAGAACGUCAGUAUUCUGUAUGCCGACAUCGUUGGCUUCACGCAGCUGGCCAGUGACUGUUCUCCCAAAGAGCUCGUCAUCAUGCUCAAUGAACUGUUUGGAAAAUUUGAUCAAAUUGCCAAGGAAAAUGAAUGCAUGAGAAUCAAAAUCCUGGGAGAUUGCUACUACUGUGUGUCGGGGCUGCCGGUGUCUCUGCCUAGACACGCCAAGAACUGCGUCAAAAUGGGCCUGGACAUGUGUGAAGCCAUCAAGCAGGUGCGUGAUGCCACAGGAGUGGACAUCAACAUGAGGGUGGGGGUGCACUCGGGAAACGUGCUCUGCGGCGUCAUCGGCCUCCGAAAGUGGCAGUUUGACGUGUGGUCACAUGACGUCACGCUGGCCAAUCACAUGGAGUCUGGAGGCCUUCCUGGUCGUGUUCACAUCACAGAGGCGACUCUGAAGCACCUGAAUAAAGCGUACGAAGUGGAGGAUGGAAACGGCCACCUCAGAGACCUUUACCUGAAGGAGAGCAACGUCCAGUCGUACCUGGUCAUUGAUCCUCGGUCUAAGGACCCGUCGUUGAACAGCCGCAAUGCCGUUAAACCUCGAGUGAACGACGGUCUGAAGAUGAGGGCGUCGGUGAGAAUGACUCGAUACCUGGAGUCCUGGGGGGCCGUCAAACCUUUCGCCCACCUGCAGAACCGAGAGGGCUUCACCCCGGAGGCUAUCGUCAACGGGAAGUCACGCCUCAAGGACAUCCCUCUACGGUCUACCAUCUCCAGGAUCACUGAGAGCUUUGAGGAGUCUCUAGAGGAACCGUUCUCCUUGCCCUCGGCUCCGUUCAGCAGCUAUAAGAACAAAUCCCAGAAGAGCAAGUUUGACGAGGAGCUGCACAACGAGAUGACCACCACCAUCGAUGAGCUCAGCAGCAAGCAGUGGUCUAAGACUGAAGAAAGUGGCAGUUUAGCUCUGUGGUUUCCAAAGAAAGAUCUGGAGAAACAGUACCGAGCCCUGGACCUGCCGAUGUUCAAACAUUACGUCGGCUGUGCCACCGUCAUCUUCCUCUGCAUCUUCUUGGUUCAGUUGUUUGUCACAGAGGAUCGACAGAUGUUGGGCACGUCGUUCGGGGUCCUGGUGUGUGUGCUGCUGCUGACCCUGGCCAUCUGUUUCGCAGGUCACUUCCAGCGCCUGUUUCCAGAGAAGCUGUCUCAGUGCCAGUGGCUGCCCGCCGUGUCCGAGGCGGUGGUGAAGCGGCCGUGUGUGCGCCUCCCUCUGGCCACCAUCACCACUGCGGUCAUUGUCAUCCUGGCAGUAUUCAACCUGUGCUUCGUCCAAACACCGGUGCCAACGUGCGUCUCUGAAAUGGACGAGCUGCGUCCCACCAACGACUCCCAGGAGCAGGGAUCAGAGGAGGAGCUCUUCUACCUGCCUUACUCGGUGUACUGCUGCAUCCUCUCGCUCAUCGCCUGUGGAGUCUUCCUCCGCGUGAGCUUCGAGCUCAAAGUGCUCUUCCUCACCCUGGCCUCCACAGCGUACUACAUCAUCAUCCUCAGCACCAACAGGGAGCUCUUUGUGGUCUACGGGCACUUCCUGAAUGGCAGCGGGAACUGCAGCAGCAGAGACGAUCACAGCGUCCUGAGAUGGCUGGGUCUGGUGAAACACCCUCAGGUGAUGAGCUGCAUCUACAUCACUCUGUUCCUGGUCACCAUGCUCAUCAUCUCCCAGCAGAACGAGUCGUGCUUCCGGCAGGACUUCCUGCUGAAGUACAAGAACCGCACGGAGCAGGACGAGAUCGAGACCCGGGAGAACCUGAACCGCCUGCUGCUGGAGAACGUGCUGCCGGCACACGUCGCUGCGCUGUUCGUCGGCGAGAACAAGAAGAACGAGGACCUCUACUAUAAGUCCUAUGACUGCGUGUGUGUGAUGUUCGCCUCGGUGCCGGAUUUCAAAGAGUUUUACACCGAGUGCGACAUCAACAAAGAAGGCCUGGAGUGCCUGAGGCUGCUCAACGAGAUCAUCGCUGACUUCGAUGAGCUGCUGUCCAAGCCCAAGUUCAGCGGGGUGGAGAAGAUCAAGACGAUCGGCAGCACGUACAUGGCCGCCGCGGGGCUCAGCGGGACGCCCGGGCACGAGAACAAUCAGGACAAAGAGCGGCAGCAGGCUCAGAUCGGGAACAUGGUGGAGUUCGCCAUCGCUCUGAUCGGGAAGCUGGACGGCAUCAACAGACACUCCUUCAACAGCUUCCGGCUGCGCGUGGGUAUUAAUCACGGCCCAGUGAUAGCCGGAGUGAUCGGGGCGAGGAAGCCUCAGUACGACAUCUGGGGAAACACGGUGAACGUGGCGAGCCGCAUGGAAAGCACCGGGGAGCUCGGGAAGAUCCAGUUGACGGAGGAAACGUCCGAGGUGCUGCACAAGCUGGGCUACUCGUGUGAGUGUCGGGGAUUCAUCAACGUGAAGGGCAAAGGCGAGCUGAAAACCUUCUUCGUGUGCACCGACAUGAGCAAGCAGCAGGGCAUGGGUCUGAGCUGAGGACACACACCAGUUUACUGCUGCACGCCUCCACACACAGAAAUAUGAAAGACCCCGCAGUGUGGUGGAUGCGAGAAAAACUGGAAAAACAUUUUUGUACUCCGGAGCUGUUGAGCGGAUCAGGAUGUGUCUGUCAUGGUGGAGCGAAAACGGACAAUCGCCAUCUUUUUUCUACGCACAUUAACGUCCAGUGAUCACUUUUGUACUUUUUCCUCUUGUCUUUAACGUAGAUGUUGUCGUACUAAUGCCAAAUAAUACAGGUAAAGGAUGUACAGGCCUUUUAAAAAAGAAACAAUGGAUACUGUUUGGAUCAUAACUUCAAUGGGUUUAAAGACGGGAUGCUGUUACUGUGUAAUGAGCGUAACAUAUGUAAGACAGCUGUUUCUAAAACAGAAACUGGCUGAUUAAGAUAUUCAAAUCAAUUGUCUUGCUCAUUUCUUUGGGUUAUAUUCACAUCACGACGCUUGAAAAAUAUCCUGAAGUGACUGCAUCAAGACUUUAGCUCUUUGUGUGACAGCUUUGAGAUCUGCCAGAGAAACAAGAUAUUUGCUGCAUUUCUAAGAGGAAAUAUGUGCCGUGUGUACAUCGUCUGUUGAAGCGUUUGUUCUGCUGCACAGAGGUUACCUUACCCCCGCCUGCUGUGAAUGUUUUUCUGCCUCCGGCUCAGACUAUCACCUGAACUGAUGUCACUUUGUCCUGUGGCCUUAUCGUCUGUAAUCGUGGUUACAUAAUAAUAAUAAUAAUAAUGUAUUGGCCUUCAUGUGAACAAAUGUGACAUUGACUUUUGUACAGUGACAGAAUGUAAUAAAUGUUUUCCUAAGUCUGCA